This is a messenger RNA of Brassica napus (rape), 2045 nucleotides long. Its product is annotated as zinc finger A20 and AN1 domain-containing stress-associated protein 10. Lineage: Eukaryota; Viridiplantae; Streptophyta; Magnoliopsida; Brassicales; Brassicaceae. The record is from RefSeq and is a predicted model, not a curated record. Gene Ontology annotation, molecular function: zinc ion binding; DNA binding. The coding region runs from base 550 to 957 and encodes 135 amino acids. The transcript has a single exon.
AUCACCAUGUGGAAUUUGUCUAAUUAGGUUACUUAAUUUAAUUAAUUACUAACAUAUUCAAAACGGCACGCAACGUUUAUUGUAUUGAGAAAACGGACCGACUUCUCAGAAACCACACGGAACCUGCUGUUAUUUUUUCCAGCUUUCGUCUUCAUUAGAUUUAAAAACUUUGUUUAUUGCUGAAAUCUAAUUGGAUAAUUGUAUUACGUGUGUAUUUACUUUCUCCUUUUAAAAAAAAAAACUUAAAGUCAACACUAUUUUAUAGUCAACUUUAUGCUGUUCGAAGAUAAAACACGCCUUCUUAUGAAUUUUCCUUUUUUGCGUCAACUCUCUUAACGGAUCUUUCCCCUUUUUUUUUAUAAAAGGAAAUGUCCACAAGAAAGGCAAGCACUAAUAAUUUACUUAUCAGAUUACAUACCAAAAACGGAAACUUAACAUUUGAAUGCACAACUGAAAUCCUCUAUAUAUAGGACUAGUAGAAUCACUCACAGAACACACAAUUGAAUUGCCAACUAGAAGAACAAGAAGAGAAGAAUUAUUUUUGAGAAGAUGAUUCAUGCCAACGAAACUGAAGCAUUACCGUGCGCUGGAGGUUGUGCACUCUUCGGGACACGAAGGAACAAUAAUCUAUGCUCCCUUUGCUACAAAAAGAGUGUCCUUGAACAGUUGGCCACUCUCAAACUUGAGUCCAAGCCCCAGCCAUCAACAGUUCCCACAAGAAGUCCAACAGUUGCCGUACAAGAACCGGUUAGAAAACAGAGAUGCGAAACGUGUCAUAGGAAAUUAGGGAUGACAGGAUUCAGCUGCAGAUGCGGACACAUGUUUUGUGGGCCACAUCGGUAUCCCGAGGAGCAUUCUUGUCCUUUUGAUUACAAACAAUCUGGACGCCUCGCAUUGGCCAAGCAGUUGCCUUUGACUAGAGCUGAUAAGUUGCAUACUCCCUCCGUUUCGAAUUAGAUGUCGUUUUAGAACAAAAUUUUCGUUUCAAAGUUAGUGUCGUUUUAUGAUUUCAAUGAAUUUAUUGACUUUUUAUUAUAAUAUAUUUUUCUAUUGGUUGAAAUCUGGUUAGGUGUAUUGGUAAUGAUGUUUUUAUCUAAAAUUUAUUUAAAUGUUUUAUUAAUAUGUGUGUUGAAGUCUAGAACAAUAAGUAAAAUGAAAUGGAUGGAGUGGAUUUUAGUCAUAGUUUGUCUUAGAUAUUGAAUACAAUUUUUGAUGUUAUUUUAAAUCUUUAAAUGAGCAAUAUACACUUCUUUUUCCAAGAUUCCAAGCAUAAUGAUCCAACUAGAAAGCUGAAUGGAAGUUGUCCAUAUAUCAUUAAAAUGUCAUAAAAUAGCCAACGGGUUAAUAAACUAAAAUUGUUGCAAAAGAUGAUUAAUCAUGUAGGACAGAUGCCUCAAGAAUGACUAUUCUGGUCAUUUACAUUUGUCAUAUCUCUAAACGAUGUUUGCAUCAUCAUCUUCUUAUGUUUUGUCUUUUUCUCAUGACAUUAACCGACUCUCUUCUCUAUAAAUAGAAGUCGUAAGAGAAAGAGAAGAAUAAUAAGAAGAAGAAAUCUUAUAACAUCCUUUCUCUCUUUACGUUUUUAAACAACAACAAUAAUUAUUAAAGUCAACAUCUCAUCUCUAGUUUUUGUUUCAUUGAUUAACAUAUAUAUAUAUAUAUACAGAUAUAUAAAAAUAUAUAUCUGAACUGAUAGUUCACAACACGUUAUCAGCACGAAACUCUGACCAACUAAGGUUUAUCAAUUCGAAAGUUUUUAAACCAACCGAGGUAAUGUUUAAAUUUAUGUAUUUCAAUAUAUUUAAUUUAUUUAAAUUUUAUUAUUAUUUUGGAAUGAGAAGCAAGGUCUUCUCCGUCUAUUUAUCGAGAUGAUAGGCACUGCUUUUUUCGACUGAUUAUUAUGGUAGGAUAUGCCUUAACGAUUAGAGAACACGUGGUAGGUUUUGCCUCCGUUAAUAAAAAGAAAAGGUAAAAAAUGGUAGACUAAGUCUUCUUAGACCUUGAAAUAAGUAAAAGUCAAAAUGGUAAACCAUGUUUCCUCGGAC